AUGCAGCUGCACGGAUUAGGAAUCACACCUUCGGUAGCCACGAGCGCCGGACUUCUGACGGCUUACUCGCUGUCCGCAUUUCCCUGGGAAGUGCAGGCGGGCGGUUGCGCGCUCACUGCCGUUCCUAUGCUGGCGAUGCAGAGCUACAUUGUCGAAAACCCGCGCUGGCUUCUGGCGCGGGACCGCUCACUGGACGCUGACACGGCCGUGAUGCGACUCUACGGCGUCGACCCGCCCCCUGACUUCCGACAACGCAAAAUCGAAAGCGCCGCAGACCAGCAGAAACCACCAGAUGCCUGGCUAUGGCCCAAGGAGGCCAGGAAUGUCACGGCUUGCCUGCUAUUGCACCUUCUUCAGAACAUCUCCUGCGCUCAGCUUUGCCUGCUUCGAGCUGUGCAGGUGAUGGGCGCCGCAGUGACAGACGUGCCCCCACAGGCUUUCGCUGUGUUGCUAAUUAUCCUGCACAUAGGAUGCGCCACCUUAGCCAUUGUCGCCACGAAGAUCGUCAGCCGACGUGGACUCCUCGGUCUGUCGGCCUUGCUGAUCGCAGUUGUUCUGCCCAUACUGCGACCGCUGGAUCACCUUGGCUUCGUAGACUGGGCUGUGGACAAGGACCCCGCCAUACCCAGCUCGAAGGUCCUGCCUUCGGUGGGCCUGUUCGUGCUGGCUUACUCGGUGGGCUUGUGCCAUAUCCCGGUGCUGCUCACCGGCGAACUGAUCCCCCUGCGGUUGCGAUACCUCGCCUCGUCCUUUGUGUGGGCAUCCCGCUGGUCGCUAACCUUCGUCAUGCUCCACUUCGACGAGGAGCUGCUCGCCGCUUUCGAGUACAGGGUAGCGCUGCUGACGCUCAGCCUUGUUGUUGCAGUGGUGGCUGCCACUGCCAUUGCUCUCAUCCCCGAAACCGAAGAUCGAACUCUAUCGGACAUUGAUAAAUAA
Rhipicephalus sanguineus (brown dog tick) is the source of this 936-nucleotide messenger RNA. Its product is annotated as solute carrier family 2, facilitated glucose transporter member 6-like. Bases 1 to 936 code for a protein of 311 amino acids. The record is from RefSeq and is a predicted model, not a curated record. NCBI's taxonomy places the organism in Eukaryota, Metazoa, Arthropoda, Arachnida, Ixodida, Ixodidae. Gene Ontology annotation, molecular function: transmembrane transporter activity. Gene Ontology annotation, cellular component: membrane. Gene Ontology annotation, biological process: transmembrane transport. The transcript is spliced from 4 exons.